ACCAGGAACCGACACUGCCUGGAAGCAAAGGUGGCUGCGUGUCACCUCCGUGUUCGCCUCGCAGCUCGCACCACGACCUCAUCACGGCACGGGCACCCUCCCCUCCCCCGUUCCCCCCACCCGCGAUCUCCGCGCAGGGAGCUAGCUCGGCAGGAAGGCAGGCCUCCACCCACCGCCCUCCUCCUCUCGGUCUCCGUGCUCUCUCGCCGAACCCACCCCCUCCCUCCCCAGAUCCGGCGACGCCCGCCUCCACGCUCCGCUGCGCUCCCCCUCACCUGCCCGGCGGACACGUCGCGCCUCCACCGCGCGAUCUGAUGCGCCCGCACGCGGUCGCCAGCGGCGAUGCGGUGGAAGCUUAACUCGUCGGCGUACAAGCGCGUGCCGUCCAGGGAGGCCACCAUGGAGCCCGACGUCGAGACGCCGAUGAGGACGACGGACGCUGGCGCGGGCCCGUCGUGGCGCAUGUCGCUGCCGCACGUCUGCGUCGCCACGCUCACCUCGUUCCUCUUCGGGUACCACUCCGGGGUGGUGAACGAGCCCCUGGAGAGCAUCUCCGCCGACCUUGGCUUCUCCGGCAACACCUUCGCCGAAGGACUGGUGGUGAGCAUCUGCUUGGGUGGAGCCUUUAUCGGGUGCCUGUUCAGUGGCUCCGUCGCUGAUGGAAUUGGGCGUCGCCGGGCGUUCCAGCUCAGUGCGCUGCCCAUGAUCAUUGGUGCUGCAAUAAGUGCUCUCACCAAUAGUUUGGAGGGUAUGCUUCUAGGAAGAUUUUUGGUUGGAACGGGGAUGGGAUUGGGCCCACCAGUAGCUUCACUAUAUAUAACGGAGGUUUCUCCUCCUACAGUGAGGGGUACAUAUGGCAGCUUUGUUCAGAUUGCGACCUGUCUUGGAAUCAUUGUAUCGCUCCUAAUUGGUACACCUGUUAAAGAUAUUGAUAGAUGGUGGAGAGUAUGUUUCUGGGUUGCAGCUAUCCCAGCAACUUUACAAGCUCUUGCUAUGGAGUUCUGUGCUGAGAGCCCCCAGUGGCUAUACAAGUGUGGAAGAACAAUUGAAGCAGAGAUGCAAUUCGAAAAGCUUCUAGGCCCCCUUCAUGUAAAAUCAGCCAUGGCAGAACUUUCUAGAUCUGAAAGAGACGAUGGAGAAAGUGUAAAGUACUCAGAAUUGUUCAAUGGUCGCCACUUCAAUGUUGUUUUUAUUGGAUCGGUGCUCUUUGCUUUACAACAGUUAUCUGGCAUCAAUUCUGUGUUCUAUUUCUCCUCAACUGUGUUCAGAGGUGUAGGGGUGCCUUCUAACUUUGCCAACAUUUGCAUGGGGAUUUCGAAUCUAGCAGGCUCAAUUAUAGCAAUGGUUCUAAUGGACAAGCUGGGUAGAAAAAUGCUUCUUUCAGGGAGUUUCCUUGGGAUGGCCUUUUCGAUGGGGCUUCAGGCUAUUGGAGCAAACCGUCAUCUUGGUUCUACAAGUGUAUAUCUUUCAGUUGGUGGCAUUCUGUUGUUUGUCUUGUCAUUUUCAUUGGGAGCAGGCCCAGUUCCAGGACUUCUUUUGCCUGAAAUCUUCCCCAACAAAAUACGAGCGAAGGCUGUGGCUCUCUGCAUGUCUGUGCAUUGGAUUGUAAACUUCUUUGUUAGUCUUCUGUUCUUGCGUCUUCUGGAGCAACUUGGUCCACAGGUUCUGUACACAAUAUUUUCAUCAGUCUGCGUGGUAGCUGCAAUAUUUGUGCGGCGCCAUAUCCUUGAAACAAAGGGAAAGACUUUGCAAGAGAUCGAAGUUUCACUCCUACAAGCACAAUAAAGGUUCUAUCCAUGCGGUAGGGAUUCGACAUUGAUUGGAAUCUGACGCUACAGUGCUUGCUGAAUACCAACCAGGUGGGCUAGUAUCCUGCUUGCUGAUUCCUGAAUCAAGUCAUCUCUUGAAAACGGGCGAUGCCCUGCAAUGGUCUCAGGGAAGUUCCAGACAUGCGCCUGCGACCGCCAGGGCAUCCCGGUUUCUGCAUAGACAUGUACUGAGGUUGUGCCUGUAUAGCCCGCCUUUAGGUAUAGGAUACCAUGUAUUGUCUUCUUUUAUAUUUUUAUAUAUACAUACGUGUUAAAGUAUCAGUAAGAAGAUACUACGGUUGGCUGUUGAUGAGCACGGUUAAAACGGGGAAUAUUUCAUCAUUUGCAUUACAUGUAGUAUGUUCAUGUUCCGAAUAAUUAAGAACACUGCACGGCAUGUGUUUGGACGGAAGAUGUGUAUUCCAGCGCAGGCUUCAAAUUCUCAA
This is a messenger RNA of Setaria italica (foxtail millet), 2254 nucleotides long. Its product is annotated as probable plastidic glucose transporter 2. The transcript has 15 exons. The record is from RefSeq and is a predicted model, not a curated record. Gene Ontology annotation, molecular function: hexose transmembrane transporter activity. Gene Ontology annotation, biological process: monosaccharide transmembrane transport. Gene Ontology annotation, cellular component: membrane. NCBI's taxonomy places the organism in Eukaryota, Viridiplantae, Streptophyta, Magnoliopsida, Poales, Poaceae. Bases 343 to 1785 code for a protein of 480 amino acids.